Messenger RNA from Striga asiatica, 417 nucleotides. Lineage: Eukaryota; Viridiplantae; Streptophyta; Magnoliopsida; Lamiales; Orobanchaceae. The record is from the annotation of a GenBank genome assembly.
AUGUCAUCACCACCACUUGAUCGACUUCCGCUUCUAUCAAGCUCAAGAUUAACUUUCGAGUUCUUUACAGGGGUGUCGAACUUCAGAGGCCUAUUUGGGGGUGGCCGCCUGAUAAGUGUGGCAGUCAUCAGCUUAGCGGGAGUUGAGUUGGGGCCCACUGGCGUGCUUUGUACAGACACUGUCUCAACGGAUUUUACACAUUUGACCGAAUUUUCUAAGCUAUCGACGGAAGCUCUUUGUGUGAAGCGGGGUUUAAACGAUGGAGGCAGAAGUGAUGAUGCGAAUGGUUUUCUUCCGAACAGUGGUGUCUCUGUCAUUGAAUGUGAAGUUGAGGGCUGUACAGAAUUUUCACUUGCAUUUUUCUUCGGUCGACUAAAAGGUUCUGGCAGAGGUCCCUCUGGUACUUCUUCGCCCUGA